AUGGUUUCAGUUCAACCAAAGGCGUCUGAUAUCGCCGGGGUAAACCAGCGGCGAUGGUGUGGCCAGCGCAUCCCUGCCGUCAAUGGCAACCACCCCAUUGAACACCACCCUGAACUCUGCCCCGGCGCUCUAGAGUUUGCCCUUGAGUAUAAGUACAAGCUUGACUUUGAGCUCCUGUCUUUUCCCCGUGAGUUGACAACCAAGUACGUCCAAUCCACGCCUGGUAGCAAGGUUUUCAACACUCGUCUCAUUCAGCUCGUUGCUAUGGCUUUGAACGAAAUAGGGGUACUUCUGUUCGAUGUUGGUAUCGAAGUUCACCAGGGAACGGGAGAUCGUUCCAUCGAGACGAUUACCCACUGGAAGCAAGACCCGGAUGAUGAGACGCUUCCUACUAUGUUUCGCCACCCUUACUAUUUAAAUGGUGAUAUUUACCCCUUUGAGGUUUUAAACCUUGUUGGUUACCGGGCUGAGUACAGGAUUUUGGGAGGUGUGGUGACUUUUGAUAGAAAGACUGAAGAACAGAAUCUUGCUCAGCCGCCGAACGUCUACAUUGUUCCUAGCCGGGCGGGGACUACGCCUAGGUACUGGCAGCUGUUGGAUAGUCAACAGAAAGGGUUGGUUGAUUUUUUCUUGAAGGAGGAUGAUACUGGGGAGGGUCCGUUUCCGCUGAUAUGUACGGAGGAGAACAAGGUUAGGAUUGAUGAGAGGUUUGCGGUUGUGCCGAGGGGGGUGUAUAGGGAUGUUUGGGAACGGUUGCCGCCGUCGGAAGAGCAUAUGAGGCAUAUGGAUCGGAGGCCUAGGAGGGAGGGGGAUUACCCGAGGAGGGAACGGGUGGAUUUGACAAAGCUAUUGAGGAGAUUUGUGGGAAUCUGGGAGAGGAUAAAGUUGGCGAUGAUGGGUCCUCAAACUAUCUUAGGUAGGCAUGACUGUUGA
Messenger RNA from Podospora bellae-mahoneyi, 933 nucleotides. RefSeq lists its product as uncharacterized. The record is from RefSeq and is a predicted model, not a curated record. The transcript has 2 exons. NCBI's taxonomy places the organism in Eukaryota, Fungi, Ascomycota, Sordariomycetes, Sordariales, Podosporaceae. The coding region runs from base 1 to 933 and encodes 310 amino acids.